Messenger RNA from Spirodela intermedia, 2244 nucleotides. Lineage: Eukaryota; Viridiplantae; Streptophyta; Magnoliopsida; Alismatales; Araceae. The record is from the annotation of a GenBank genome assembly.
AUGCUGCGGCGCCGGCGCCGCCAUGUCGACCGGUUUCUCGCUGUGGCUGGGCUCUCGUCUUCUUCGUCAUCUUCUUACCGUUCUUCCGCCUCCCCUCUGAAGCUCUCCUCUUUGUUCGAGUCUCUUGAAGACGCCGACCUGGGGGGAGAAGGGGAGGCGGAGGACGACCGCCUCCAUCGGACCAUCGCGGGGCUCAUCAACGGGCAACCUGUUCCUUGGCCGCCGCAGAUUCUGUUUGCCCUCGCCGCCCUCGCCCCGCGGCUCACCCAGCCCACCAUCGUCCGCGCUCUUGACCUCAUAAAGCCGCCCUCUGCCGCCCUCAGGUUCUUCCGAUGGGCACAAUGCCGCCGCUGCCCUCAGUUAUCCCUUGACGACCGCGCCCACUUUAAGAUGCUCCAGGUCCUCUGCCGCUGCCGCAAUCUCUCCGCCGCAACGGACUUCCUCUUCUCCCUCGACUCCAAGACCACCACCAACGAUUCCGGCGACGCCCGCAUACUCCACGAUCGGUUCUUCAAUGCCCUCAUCCGCGCCCACGCCCGCUCCGGCGAAAUCCGCGAGUCCAUCAAUCUCUUUCGGCGAAUGCGCGACGAGUUCGGCAUCUCGCCCUCUGUUUUUUCCUUCAACAGUCUCCUGUCGGUGCUCCUCCGCCGCGGCCGGACGCACUCCGCCAGGAAGCUCUUCGACGAAAUGGUCCAGCGCGAUGUUGCUGGUGCCGCAGUCACUCCGGACGUCUGCACCUUCAACAUCCUCAUCCGGGGUUACUGCCUCAACUCCAUGGUCGAUGAUGGCUUCCGCUUGUUCAAGGAGAUGGACCGAUGGGGCUGCAAGCCCGAUGUACUGACCUACAACGCCCUCCUCGACGGGCUCUGUCGCGCAGGGAAGACUCGGAUUGCUCACAAUCUGCUCGACGGAAUGCGGAUGAAGAGUCCCGAGAUCCACCCCACCGUGGUCUCCUACACCAUCGUCAUCCGCGGGUACUGUGGGAUGCGCUGUAUCGCGGAGGCGGUGGAGCUCUUUCGGGAGAUGACUUGCUCCGGAGUCAAGCCCAGCAGCAUCACCUACAACACACUGGUGCAGGGGCUCUGCGAGGCCCGGAGGAUGGAUCUGAUCAAGGAGGUCAUGGAGCAGGAAGAAUGGGCCGCUUUCAAACCCGACACCUGCACGUUCAACACCCUGAUCACAGCCUACUGCAACAUGGGCUGCAUCAAGGAGGCCCUCGAGGUGUUCGCCAAAAUGAAGGGUAUGAAGGCGAAGCCCGAUUCGGCUACCUACAGCGUGCUGAUACGCGCGCUGUGCCAAAGCGAGGACUUCCACCGGGCGGAGGCUCUCGUGGACGAGCUAUUGGAGAAGGAGGUGCUCACGAGGAGAGCAGCAGGCUGCUGCGCCCCUCUGAUGGCGGCGUACAACCCGAUCUUCGACUACCUGUGCCGGAAUGGGAGGGCGAGCAAGGCCGGGGCGGUGUUCCGGCAGCUGCUGGCCAAGGGCACCGUGGACGUGGCCUCGUGCAAGAUCUUGAUCUUGGGCCACUGCAGAGAGGGGGCUCUGCGCGACGCUCACGAGAUCGUGGCGGAGAUGGUGAGGAGGGAGCUCAAGCCGGACGAGGACACCUACGAAGCCCUGAUCGACGGUUUCCUGAAGAGAGGAGACGUGGGUUUUGCAAGGAAGACGCUGGAGAAGAUGCACGGCAGCGGACACCGCCCAAAGACCAGCACCUUCCACUCCGUUCUGUCCGGCGUUCUGGGCAGCGGCGGCGGCGGCCUCCUAGAAGGAGCUUGCGACCUGCUCACGACGAUGCUGGAAAGGAAGAUCCGGCCGAGCCUGGACCUCUCAACAGCGCUUGUUUCUGGGCUUUUCAGGGCUGAUCUAAGCGCGAAAGCGUUCGAAGUUCUAGGGUUGUUGUAUGACAGCGGAUAUAGAGUGAAGAUGGAGGAGUUGAUGGCCUCUCUCUGUGAUAGCCAGAAGCUGCCCGAGGCACGAGACCUGCUGCUGUUUUGCCUGAAGCAACCGCAGCAAAAGGUGGAUGCCCAGGUGUGCGGCAAGGUGACGAUGGGGCUGUGCCAGGCCGGGAGAGCUUCCGACGCAUUUGGGCUGUUCCAAGAACUGACCGAGAGGGAGGUGGGUCUCUCGACAGGCAUCCUCAAGGACUUGGAAGCUGCACUCGAGGCCCAAGGGAAACUGAAGCAGGCUCACUUUGUUUCCAAACGGAGAAUGAGAGAAGAAUCUGCGGGUGGAGGCCAAGAUUGA